Pangasianodon hypophthalmus (striped catfish) is the source of this 9133-nucleotide messenger RNA. Its product is annotated as interferon-induced very large GTPase 1-like. The record is from RefSeq and is a predicted model, not a curated record. The transcript is spliced from 3 exons. Lineage: Eukaryota; Metazoa; Chordata; Actinopteri; Siluriformes; Pangasiidae. Gene Ontology annotation, molecular function: GTP binding. The coding region runs from base 361 to 5145 and encodes 1594 amino acids.
UUUAUGCAACACUGGAACAUCCAGACAGUAAAGCAUUAUUCACAUGGGUUUUCAUACAACUUCAAAUUACCUUUAAAAAUUGCUGCUACAAAAAUUACCAUGCAAUUGUUGGUGUUAAGAAUUAAAAAUGAGGAAGUUACCCAUCAGCUAUGUAGGAGGACAUUUAUGCAUUCCAAACUGGGUCAUGUAAUUUCAGGGAAAUCUGCCUCACCUUUUUAAAAACACUGCAGCAUUCCAGGUUUCACAAUCUAACCAGCUAACACAAGAAACAAUCAGCAGCCAACUGAGAACAAGAGACAGCACAAGUCAGAACUGCGUCCUUACACAGACAUUAACUGGAAUGAACCAAGAAGCAACAAAAUGGCAAACAGCACCGAAACACAAACAGAUGUCCAUUCUCAGGCAGAAUCAAACUUAGUUGAGGAGCUGUUGUGUAGACUUGGCCUUGGGAAUAAAUAUGAAGACAAACUUACCAGCGGAUACUUUCUUGAAAUAUCUAAAAUCACAGUACAAGAGCCUAGUAGAGAGAAUGAACUGGUUCAUGCUUUCAUGCAACGUCUGCUCACUGGAGAUUACACAGCAAGACACAUCUCUGUCACAAAUAAGCCUCCACCAAAAAAGUCCAUAUCAAGAAAAGGUAGUUUUGCUGAUUUUAAAAAUUUUAAAAAAUGUACUGUAAAUACCAAAAGAACACAGACCCAGAUUAACCCAAUGGAUGUUCAGAUGGCAGUGUUCCUUUGUGCAGAUGAUUUUCUUAGACAAAUCAUGGUGACUAAACUGGCACAGUGUCAGUAUGCGAUCCCUCUGCUGGUACCCAAUCCCUUUAGCAGGAAAAUUGAAUUUCCUCUCUGGUCAAUGCAUAAAAUCAACAAGAGCUGGAAGUCGACUGAUGCUUCAGGAAAAAUCAUCAGCAAGACUGUGCCUGUUUACAAAGCAGAAACUUCAAUGGUGGCAUUCUUCAGGCUUGGGUCUGUUUCCUCAUCCAAGUCUCAGCUGAUCAACAACCUGAUUAAUGAAAAGCACAACACAUUUUUCCACAGAAACUGUCCAGGCAGCAGCAAAAACCGUCUACCGAUGGAAGGAGUGGUGGAGAUCGCCUGGUACUGUCCAUCUGGGAAAAGCUCUGAUCAUUUCACUGAAUGCGUUGCUUUCUGUAAUCUUCAUGGUGAUUCCAGCAGAGCUGUAACUCAAAGAGAGAUACUUACUACCAUGGCCUCUGUAAAUGUUAUACUGUUGCCUAAGUUUGAUGAUGAUAAUGAUAAUAAUAUGAGAAUUGUACAGGAUCUUUAUGACUCACUGACACCUCUCAUUGUUCUAACUGAUGAAGAAGAUGAUAAUGAAGAUCCUAUGUGUGAAUUUCAAAAAGGAAAAUACAGCCUGGGAAUAAAAAACAGAAGUGAUCCUAAUGUGUCUGGUCUACUCAGAGAUAUGAUCAAGAACUGUUUCUUACAAACAUCUGUGACCUUCAACCUUAAAAAAAUGACCAACUACUCAAAGCUCAGUGUGGAUGAGAACAAUGAGGCCUGUCGGAGAGGAAAGGAAGCUGCACAAAAUACAAUGCGUGUUCUAUAUGGAAAAGAUCCACUGACAGUAAAAGAGAAAUAUCUGCCCUGCCAGGGAAAACUGUGGCAUGACUGGUGCGAGAAGAGCAAAAGCUUACGGCGACUUCAAAGUACCGACAUAGAAACAGAGCUCAGCAACAAGAAAACUGAAAUGAAGGAAAUAAGACGGAAACAGAAGGAACAUGGCUUCAGUGAAUUCAUGGAGUUAUUUGUUGGAUGUUUAAUAUCACUGUCAGUCAAUGAGAGAAUGUAUUUCUUGAGCUGGACUGGAAUUUGCCUGGAUGAGUUCACUUCAGAGAAACUCUCUACCAUCCGACAAGAAUAUCACCAAAAAUGGACAGAUGUGUUGGCCUUGAAAAAAAAACAUGACAAAGCUGAAGGACAAGCAAAUCCGGACAAACUGAAGGCUGAACAAUCAAACUUAGAAAAAAUAUCAAAAGAACUGAAUGCUGCCAACUUUGGCUUGGAGCACAUACUGAGAGAGAUGGGUCAGAUUUAUGAAGCCUCAGUCUCAGAAGAAAAGAGCAUGACCAGGAAAGAGCUUGGAAACUGGUCUUACCUGCCUGAACUUGCUGCUAAACUCAUGAUAUCUGGGCAGCCAAUGGAGCUGAUGGAUGGUGAUACAGAUUAUGUUCCUCUAACCUGGGUUACAGAUGUUUUAGAUGAAGUCAUCAAGAUACUGGGAGAUCAGAGAGUUUUUGUGUUGUCUGUUUUGGGAAUUCAGAGCUCUGGGAAAUCUACCAUGCUGAAUGCCAUGUUUGGGCUCCAGUUUGCAGUCAGUGCAGGCAGAUGCACCAGAGGAGCCUUUAUGAAGCUGGUUAGAGUUUCUGAGGACAGGAAGGAAGACCUGAAGUUUGACUACAUAUUGAUGGUUGAUACUGAAGGUCUCCGAUCUUUAGAGAUGUCUGGAAACAUCAUCCAUCAUGACAAUGAACUUUCCACAUUUGUGGUAGGAUUAGGAAAUGUGACUCUGAUUAACAUCUAUGGAGAGAACCCCAAUGAAAUGCAGGAAAUACUGCAAAUUGUUGUUCACGCAUUCCUGAGGAUGAAGCAGGUCAGAUUAAACCCCAGUUGCAUGUUUGUGCAUCAGAAUGUUUCUGAUAUUGCAGCUAGAGAGAAAAUCAUGGAUGGAAGGAGACAUUUGCAGGAAACACUGGAUAAAAUGACUAAAGUAGCAGCUAAAGAUGCAGACUACUGUGCAGAAAAUUUCACUGAUGUAAUUGCAUUUGAUGUAGAGAGUGAUGUGAAGUACUUUGCACAGCUCUGGGAGGGUUCUCCACCCAUGGCACCACCAAACCCAUGCUACAGCGCGAAUAUUCAGGAACUAAAGAGAGAUAUCCUUUCCCGUGCAUCAACUACAAAUGGCCUGAAAUUAUCACAGUUUCAAAAACGUGUGAAAGACCUGUGGAAUGCUCUACUGGAUGAAAAUUUUGUGUUUAGUUUUAAGAAUGCACAAGAGAUAUCAGUGUACAGGAAACUGGAGCAGGAGUAUGGGAAAUGGACCUGGAGUCUGAGGAGUGCCAUGAUGACUAUAGAAGAGAAAAUGCUUAAUAGAGUAGCCAGUGGAAUCGUAGAAACAGUUCAGAGGCGAGACCUUGUAAGAGAAAUGACAGGAACUCUACAGAAUGUCCAAAAUGCAUUCAACCGAUAUUUUGAAGAAGACAACGAAAAGGAAAUAAUGAUUCAGUGGAAAUGCAAAUUUGAGACACAAAUCCAGCACCUCCAUGAUGAUCUAAUAGAGGAAGCAAAGAGAAAAGUGGAUGACAGCAUUCAGCAGAAAAGCAUUAGACAAAACCUUGAUAAGCAACGUGUGAACCACGAGAAGACACUCUUUGAAAAGAGCAAAGAGCUCGCUUUAAAACUUAAAAGGAAGCAUAACAAGGAAAUACAUGCAAAAGUAGAAUUUGAUUCUAUGUGGGGAAAAUGGGUCUCUGAAUUAGCUGAACAUGCUCCAAAAAUCGAAGAUGUUAACAUCUCAAAGGACAUAACUGAAGUUCUGGGAGAGGUCUACAGACAUGACUUGGUUUCAAAUCGAAAGCGUUCUUCAGAAUAUAAAAUAAUUGAAAGGGUCAGUGAUUACACCAGCUAUGUCCCAACUAACAAGAGCAUAUUGAAAAGAUUAUUUAUAUUUUGGUCUGGAAAUUCUCUUACACCAGAGAUAAACAAAUCAAUACGUGAUCUAAUUAUUAAGGUCACUGAACAAACCAAAAGAAAGGUGGAGUCAUUUCCAUUCUCAGCACAGGGAUUCAGUUCACAUUACAUUCAAUCCAUUGCAGACGAUGUCAAAACACAGGUGCAUGAAUUUGAAGCACAAUUCAAGAAAAGUCUAAACUUAUUUGAUGAUGCCUCUGUCUUUAACCAAGAUUUCUAUGUAGAUCUCUCACUUUAUGUGUGUGACCAGUCAGCAAAACGCAUCUCAGAGCUGCACAAAAAAUUCAAAGAAGCAAAUGAUCCACUUAUUUACUUUGAAAAGAAAAGGGCUGAGUAUUUCAACAUCUUUCAGAAAUACUGGGAGGGAGCAACAUCAGCAGCUAUACUUGGAGACCAGGUUUGCAGUAAAGUGAAAGAAGCGAUUCUGCAGAGUGUCUACAACAUGAUCACUAAAUUUUUGUGUGGACAGAUGAGAGGGAAGCCACCAUUUAAUGGGAACAGAGCUGAUCUGGAAAAACACAUUCUGAAGUCUUUGGCAGAGCAGGAGGGAAAUAAGGAUGAGAAGUUUGAAAACUACUUAACAUACAUGUACAAUCCUAGGGCUCACUUUGAAGAUUUCAUCAAGGCCAGAGUUAAAGAGUUCAUGGCAGCUGAAAACCCUCAAGCAGUUUCUGCCAUUAAAACAUACAUUGACAACAAACAGAGAAGCAUCAUAAGUGCUGUAAAAAUAGCAACAGAUGAAGUCAAACAUGUCAAUGGUGAUGCAAAUCAGUGGCUGGAAUGUUUUUCCAACAGCCUUGCAGAUGAGUUAGGAGAUACUAGAGUUCACUUAUGCAAUGAAGAGUAUAAGGAUUGCGUUGACUAUGAUGUUCUUGUGGAUGUUAUAAAGAAAGAACUCUUGGCUGUUGUUGAAGAGCUAAAGAAAAGCCUCAGUAAGAUUUCUGACUUCACCAUGGAGAAGUUCAGAGAAAGACCUGAUGAGAUUCUAAUCAAACACUUCUGCAGGUGCUGCUGGGAGCAGUGUCCUUUCUGUGGAGCCGUCUGUACCAACAGCCAAAAAGACCAUCCUGGAGAUCACAAUGCUGAUUUCCAUCGCACAGCUGGAAUGAAUGGAAUGUUUUAUAGGAGUACAACAGAACUCUUCAUCGACUUUUGCACAACAGCAGUAGCAAGUAACAAGUUUUUUUAUCCAUCAAGCAAAUCUAGGUUUUGUCACCCUUUUAAACAGUACAGGAAAGCAGGUGGGAAGUAUGAAAAAUGGGGCAUCUCCACUGAUUUGUCUGAGCUGGCUUACUGGAAAUGGUUUGUUUGUGAAUUUCAGAAAAAUCUUGAAAAGCACCAUAAAAAAAUAUUUUGUGGUAAAGGGCAGAUUCCUGCUAAUUGGAAAACUUAUAGCCAGUCAGAUGCUGUUAAAAGUUUAGGAAUAUAUUAAUACAUUUUAAGGCGUUCUGGCACUUUUCUGUGCUUUCUGACAACCCAUGACACAAAACAUCUGUAUCUGAUGGAAGAGCAGCCACAGUCCAGCUUAUCCUAAUGAGAAGGCUUAAGCCACAUCCACAUAUCAAAAUACUGUCCUCUACAACACAUUCAUGCUCCUCAGCUUCAAGAUCAAUGCGUUCAAGAUCAAAUUCUAGCUAUAUGUACUAGCGUCAUAGCGGCUGCUAAUUCAUUUAACAAGACAUUUAGUCUUUAAUAAGACAACAGUUUUCAAGAUAUCUUUUUUGCAUGUAUGUUAUUUGGGAUUAAUGUAUUAAUAUGUGAGUGACUUUAUUUUACUGCAUAUAGGAAACUGAAGUUUAUUGAUUUGUCAAUGAUUCUCAUAACUGUAUUUUUUUAAUGUAAAGUGGCUAUAUAGUCAGGUCCAUAAGUAUUUGGACAAUUACACAAUUGUAGUGAAUUUUGCCUCUGUAUACCACCACAAUGUAUUUAAAAUCAAGCAAUCAAGAUGUGAUUGAAGUGUAGACGUUCAGCUUUAAUUCAAGGGGUUUAACAAAAAUAUUGCAUUAACCAUUUAGAAAUUACAGCCAUUUUUACAGAGUCCCUCUAUUUUCACAGGCUCAAAAAGUAAUUGGAUAAACUAACAAUCAUAAAUAUUAGGAUUAUUUUUAAUACUUGUAUACAAAUCGUUUGCAGUCAAUGACUGCCUGAAGUCUGGACCCCAUGGACAUCACCAAAUGCUGGGUUUCCUUGAGAUGCUUUGCCAGGUCUUUACUGCAGCCACCUUCAGUUGCUGCUUGUUUGUGGAUCCUCCUGCCUUCAGUUUUGUCUUCAGUUAGUGAAAAGCAGCUCAACUGGUUUGAGGUCAUUGGACAUUUAAGAACAUUUCAUUUCUUUGCCUUAAGAAAAUCUUGGGUUGCUUUCACGGUACAUUUUGAGUCAUUAUCCAUCUGUACUGUGAAGCACCAUCCUAUCAGUUUUGCAGCAUUUGACUGAGUCUCAGCAGAAACUAUAGCUCUAUGCACUUCAGAAUUCAUCCUGCUACUUCUAUCGGCAGUCAAAUCAUCAAUAAACUUUACAUUUAUAUAGAAACCAACAAAAUGCAACCAGACUAUCGUUUUUUCUUUUUCACUCAUAAAAUGUAUCUAUUUGUUUUUCACUUGAUUGUUGUUGGUUGCUAUAUUGCAUUAAAGGAGGAAAAAUAUCUCACUAUUUCAUUUUUUAGAUCACAAAAACCUACAAUUUUAACAAGUGCGUGUAAACUUUUUAUAUCCACUUUAACUGUAUUAUGAAGAGGCUUUUUGUGUUCCAGCAAUUAGAUAUUUUGAAAUUAUACCAGUGAUUAUUUUAACAGAUAUGUUAUCUAAUCAUUAACAAAGUACUUACACACUUAUAAAUUGAUUAAUCUAUUAAUAAAUCUGUCUCCAAAACUUUACUUGUAGUUUCACUGUUUGUUCAGUAGAUGGAGGAGCUGAGACAGUUAAUCUACAUGUCUGUACAUGAAAGGGUUAAAAUGUGAUUUCAACUUUCUAAGUUGCUGCCUUAAAUAUAUAUUUAUGCAUUUCUUUUUUUUUCCUUCAUGAUUUGUUAUUAUACUGUAAGUUUAGAUGUAUUACCUUUUUGAUUGCUUUAGAAAACCUUCUGAACCUUCUGAGAAAUAAGAACUGUAAUACUUUGUAUUGGACGUGUAAUACUUUUAAUCAUUUUCUCAUAAUUAUCAAUUCUAUUCUCUUUAUAAUGUAGUAGUAGAAAUCCAGUGGUGGUUUUUCCAUAAGAGCAGGUUGUGCAGAGCCCCACUGUUUAUAUCAACCAUUUAAGAAAAUGUGUAACGCGCUCACUGCCCCAUUUAGAGUUAUUAUUGCAGCUAGUGGACAAAAAUGAGAAAUAUAAUAAGAACUAAUAGAGGUCUACUGGGGCACAAAUCCUGCUGUCACACAGUCAGUUAAAGACAGGGCUGCCAGAUUGGGCUAGUUUAAAAUGCUCUGUGGCCACCAACAUCUUGUUUUACAGCAAAUGCAGAACCAUUUCUAUUGUAAGAUACGGCCAAAAGUAUGCGGACACCUGACCAUCACACCUAUAUGAGCUUGUUGGAGAUCCCAUUCCAAAACCAUGGGCAUUGAUAUGGAGUCAACAAUCCCCACACCCUGCCCUCAUCACCAAGCAACAGCAAAAAGUGACAAAAAACAGGAACUGUUUACAAAAAUUAGAGUUUUUGAAUGAAUGAAAUAAAAGCAGCUUCUCUGAAAGCUUGUGUCACUGCUUUGUACUCGUGAAUGGCUUUGUAUUCACUCAAUUCACAAUACCUCACACUCUCCGUUAAUAAUUACUCUCAUUAACACUGAUCUGCACUCAGACUGGAUGCCCUCACACACAACACAUUAAUGAUGCAGUUUAAACUCCAUAGGUGUAGAUAUAAGAACGGGUAUUACUGCUGAAUGUUUUGAAAUUUUUUGUUUUUCCAUGAUAAUGAUUUUAUUUUUUUAAAUGUGUGUUUUCGGGUUGUUUUUGUCAUGUGCAGCUUUUCUUUAUUUCAAUUCUGUUCAAUUUUAUUUGUAUAGCACUUUUAACAAUGGACAUUGUCACAAAGCAGCUUUACACAAAUAUAUCAAUUUUAAAUUUAUAAAUCCCUAAUAAGCAAGUAGUGGUGAGGAAAAACUCCCUGAGACGAUAUGAGGAAGAAACCUUCAGAGGAACCAGACUCUAAAGGGAACCAUCCUCAUCUGAGUGACACCCGAUAGUGCGAUUAUAAAUCAUUCCCUUCUGUAACUGUGUGCUACAUGGACAAAUAGUGCAGUUGUGUAACCAGGAAAUUCAUUACAGUUUUCACAUGAAGUCUGAUUUGUUGAAGUUAUCAACUGUUCACUGAUGGAGACUUGAAUGCAAAACUGUUCAUGGGAAUUGCAGUCUUAAAGCUAUCAUAGCAAUUGUAGUCCUAAGCCAUCGUAGCAAAAAUGUUUGUAUCAAUUGCAGUCUAAAGCCAUCUUCAUGGUUUCUAUGUGGUACCAUCCUCAGUAAUCUCAGGUAUCUUUAGGCUGUUCAUGUGGAGCUAUCCUCAGCAGCAGUGAGUGAUUUCCAUGAGAUGGGGGUGUGGCGACAGCACCCAAACAUCCCAGUUCACCACAACACUCUAUGCCUGUGAACCCUCCAGACCUGCUCCUGUACCUAAGAAAACUAUUCACAAAAGGCUUGACUAAACAAAUAUGUUUUCAGCCGAGACUUAAACACUGAGACUGUGUCUGAGCCCCGAACACUAAGUGGAAGGCUGUUCCAUAACUGUGGGGCUUUGUAAGAGAAAGCUCUACCCCCUGCUGUAGCCUUCACUAUUCAAGGUACCAACAAACAGCCUGCACCUUUUGAUCAAAGUAGGCGUGGCGGAUCAUGAAAGACCAAAAGUUCGCUCAGGUAUUGAGGCACAAGACCAUUCAGUGCUUUUUAGGUCAAUAGUAGUAUUUUAUAAUCAAUACGAAAUCUGACUGGGAGUCAAUGCAGUGUGGAUAAGAUAGGGGUGAUGUGAUCAUUCUGGUUCUAGUAAGUAAGUGUUAACGAGACAUAUUCAGGCUCAUGUCGUUAAAGACUUGGACCCCCUCCAAUCUGCAUAUAAAAAGGCUAGGGGUACGGACGAUGCUGCUUUAACUCUAUGUAAUCUAGUGGCUGAACAGAUUCAGCAGACUACAAAUUAUGUUAGAAUUCUAUUUAUAACUUUUAGCUCAGCUUUUAAUUCAAUUAAGAUUGAUGUUCUUUUACAGAGAUUACUUGAUUUAGGAGUGAAUGGUGGUCUUAUCUGGUGGAUUAGAGAUUUUCUUGUGAAUCGUCCACAAAGAGUGCUCACUAAUGGUAGAGUGUCAAAGACAAUUAUUAUAAAUACAGGAGUGCCACAGGGAACAAUAUUAUCACCCUUAUUAUUCUCAUUGUACACAAACGAAUUUAAAAUUCAAGAUCCACAUUUUAGUUUACUGAAAUAUGCAGAUGAUAUGGCACUUGUU